Onychostoma macrolepis is the source of this 3815-nucleotide messenger RNA. RefSeq names its product collagen beta(1-O)galactosyltransferase 1b (gene colgalt1b). The record is from RefSeq and is a predicted model, not a curated record. NCBI's taxonomy places the organism in Eukaryota, Metazoa, Chordata, Actinopteri, Cypriniformes, Cyprinidae. Gene Ontology annotation, molecular function: procollagen galactosyltransferase activity. The transcript has 12 exons. Bases 123 to 1937 code for a protein of 604 amino acids.
UCUGUCGGUUGGCAAUAAAUCGCCGAUGGUCACUGUUCGCGUCAGCGCUCCGCGAUCCGUCUCGCCGUUCUGCUUUACUCGCUGAUCUUCCGCUUUUUGUUAAAUUCUCUCGUUCUCCAGCCAUGCAUCUGCUGUGUGUCUUUGUGCUGCUGCUCUGGACCGGUCCGGCGCGCGGUUAUUUCCCGGAGGAGCGCUGGAGCCCGGAGUCCGCGCUGCUCGCGCCGCGGGUGCUGCUCGCGCUGGUCUGCCGCAACUCGGCGCACUCUCUGCCGCACGUCCUCGGCGCCAUCGACCGCCUCAACUACCCCAAAGACCGCAUGGCUGUAUGGGUGGCCACAGAUCAUAAUUCAGACAACACCACAGCAAUCCUGCGCGAAUGGCUCGUAAACGUCCAGAACUUCUAUCAUUAUGUGGAGUGGAGACCUCAGGAGGAGCCCAGUGUCUAUGAGGACGAGAGCGGCCCGAAGCACUGGACGAACCUGCGAUAUGAGCACCUGAUGAAGCUGCGUCAGGCGGCCCUCGACACGGCGCGGGAGAUGUGGGCCGACUACUUUAUGAUGGUGGACUGUGAUAACCUGCUGACUAACCGGGAUGUUUUAUGGAAGCUGAUGCAGGAGAAUAAGACGAUGGUGGCUCCGAUGCUGGAGUCCAGAGCGGCGUACUCAAACUUCUGGUGCGGCAUGACGUCUCAGGGUUAUUAUAAGCGGACGCCGGCCUACAUGCCGAUCCGCCGGCAGGAGCGCAAGGGCUGCUUUGCCGUCCCCAUGGUUCACUCCACCUUCCUGCUGGACCUGAGGAAGGAGGCGUCCCGCGAGCUGGCCUUUUUCCCGCCCCAUCCCGACUACAGCUGGGCCUUCGACGACAUUAUCAUCUUCGCUUUCUCCGCACGCAUGGCAGAGGUUCAGAUGUACAUCUGCAACAGAGAGACUUAUGGGUACUUCCCCGUGCCCCUGCGCUCCCAUAAUACCCUGCAGGACGAGGAGGACAGUUUCCUGCACUCGCUGCUGGAGGUUAUGGUGCGCAAUCCUCCAACAGAGCCGUCUGUGUAUCUCUCUCUUCCUCCUAAACAGCUGGAUAAAAUGGGCUUUGAUGAGGUGUUUAUGAUAAACCUGCAGAGGCGUUCGGACCGCAGAGAGCGCAUGCUGAGGACUCUGUACGAACAAGAGAUCGAGUGCAAGAUCAUCGCGGCUGUAGAUGGCAAGGCGCUGAACGUCAGUCAGAUCGAGGCGCUGGGGAUCCACAUGAUGCCCGGAUACAGCGACCCGUAUCACGGCCGGCCGCUCACUAAAGGAGAGCUGGGCUGCUUCCUGUCACACUUCAACAUCUGGACAGAGAUUGUAGAUCGGGGGCUGCAGACGUCUCUGGUGAUCGAGGACGACCUGCGCUUCGAGAUUUUCUUUAAGCGUCGCCUGCAGAAUCUGAUGCAUGAGAUCGAGUCUCAGCGGCUGGACUGGGAUUUGAUUUAUAUCGGCCGUAAGCGGAUGCAGGUGGACCGGUCGGAGAAAUCUGUGCCCAGAAUACACAACCUGGUGGAGGCGGAUUACUCGUACUGGACGCUGGGAUACGCGAUCUCGCUGCGCGGCGCUCAGAAGCUGCUGCGGGCCGAACCGCUCAAAAACAUGCUGCCGGUGGAUGAGUUUCUGCCCGUCAUGUACAACAAACAUCCCAUCGAGGACUACAUGUCUCACUUCGAUCGGCGGGAUCUGCGAGCGUUUUCAGCCGAGCCGCUGCUGGUUUACCCCACGCACUACACAGGCGACGCGGGCUACAUCAGCGACACGGAGACCUCCACCGUCUGGGACAACGAGACGGUCCGCACCGACUGGGACCGAGCACGAUCACGCAAGAGCCGCGAGCAGGAGGAGCUGAGCAGCGAGGCGCAGAACUCAGACGUGCUUCAGUCUCCGCUGGACAGCACGGCCCGCGACGAGCUCUGAGACACUCGCAGAAACCUGCACAAUCACGUCAUCGAGGAGAAGUGCCAUCAGCGAUCAAAUUCACUUUACGAUGUACUUUAGAUGAGAUGAACACCUCUGAUUUUCCUGAAAUGCUUGACUGGAUGCAGGAACCCCUGAUAGCAAGCAACCAUUGAAUCAAUGUUAAAAUAGUUGAUUUGUCAGUGUUAAUAGCAUUGAAUCAACAUCACUUUUGCACCCGCAAUUAAUGUUGAAAAAAUGUUGACAUUUCAACAAACCACCAUUAUUGUGAUCAGCGUUUGCUUUAGUUGGGCUCUUGACUCUUUGUACUUUAACGUUAGGUUUUCAUUGUCUCUUGUAACAGUCUGCUAAAACGCAUUUGUCGAGGCGAUGAAAACGAAGAUUCACUGAAAUCAGGUGAUGGUGAUUAUAGUCAUUGUAAGGUUAUUUAAAUAAUGGCUCACAAGUGUCUUGUGCUUUUUAUGUGCUAAAUGAACAGAAAAUACUUGUUAAAUUGCUGAAUUAAUUAGACAUCAUGAAUCGGCGUAUGAAACUCAACAAUGGUGACAAUCAACAAAAGAAAAUGUUAUGCUGAAAUGCAUCCUAGGUAUCAACAGUGCAAAACUCAUUCAUUACUCCCAGCAUGCACUGCAGUUGAUCUGUUUAUCUGAAUUAGUUUGAUUAUUGUCCCCAUUGUUGAGGUUUGUAUGAUGAGUGUUGAUGUCUAAAUAUUUCUGUAUAUUUUCCACAGUGUCUUUGCAUUUGUGAAACAGAACAUUUGCAUCAGUAAUGAAAGAUCAACUUCUACGUUUUUAAUAUUAUUUCUCAACUUUAUUACAGCUUGACGCCCAUCACAAAAAGUAGUCUAUUCCAACUUAACUUUAAAAGAUCUUUCUUUAUUAUUGCAUAAGUGUUUAUAUUGAAAAACUAUUGAAAGUACUGAAAGAGAAUUAACUUGAUAAUGAAAAGCAAGAGUCAAGAGCCCAACUAAAGCAAACACUGAUCACAAUAAUGGUGGUUUGUUGAAAUGUCAACAUUUUUUUCAACAUUAAUUGCAGGUGCAAAAGUGAUAUUAAUUCAAUGCCAUUAACGUUGACAAAUCAACUAUUUUAACAUUGAUUCAAUAGUUUUCACCUGCUCUCUUUCUAUCUGGGACGGUAAAUAUGACGCUAGUUAUAUGCAAUAUCCUGAUUUUAUUUGUUUGAACAAGAUUCUUAAGGACAAUCAAGAUGAUUUGACGUGUUCAUGUUAACAACCUCCAUAGAGAUGGUUUGGUUUUUGAUAGUUUUAACCUGAUCUGAUGGGUCUAGUUUAAUGCUUGUCAGGAGUCCUGGCCGAUCCUUUGCGCUUUAGUUAAAUCGAUGUGAUUAUUAACAUUUCAUUCCUUUUAUUAUUUCACUUUUUUUACUUUUACUUUGUACGCAAAGCUGUUGUUAUGCGUCCCAGAUUAAGGUCAGAAUCAGAUCGGCAUGUUUUUAUCUGAUAGUUUGCUUGCAGACGACUAAUUUAUUGCUUGUUGAGCUUGUUCAUAGUCUUCGAUGUCAGUGUAAACACAGAGCCGACGGAUCUGUUACCCAUGAUGUGAACUGCACAGAAGUGUUUCACCUUUUGUUUUUAUGUUCUGUUUUUUUUUUUUUUAUUUCAGUUGCCUUAAGAGAUUUGUAUGGGAGAAUAGAAACUGAUUAAAACAAAUCCAUUUAAAGCUAACAAAUGAAUGCUUGUGUGGCAAACUAAUGUUUACAUGAUGCUUAAUGUGCUAACUCAAGAAAUGGAUGUUAUAUUAUUUAGUGAAAUGAGAUGAGUGAACAUUGAUUUUUUUAUUUUAUUUUAUGUAUCGGUCCUUUCUGUUUCUUUCAUCUUGAAUGUGCCUUUUAUACCAAAGAAUAAAGAAAGUUUCUU